Molecule: messenger RNA, 3153 nt
Organism: Macaca mulatta (Rhesus monkey)
Lineage: Eukaryota; Metazoa; Chordata; Mammalia; Primates; Cercopithecidae
Source: RefSeq, a predicted model, not a curated record
GAGGUGAGUAGUGGCCCCGGGCCCAGAGAGGGUAACUCCAGUCCGCGCGACUGUGGCCGGGGGCUUAGUCCAAGGGGAGGAUCGAAGCGGGAGGGUUCAGCGGGAAGGAGUGUGAAAGGAGUACCUGGUUUGGUGGAAGAAGAGAUUGGAAUGAGAUUGUUGAGAGGAAAAGGGCGGGGGCGGGAAGCAGACCGGGUGGGGAGACCAGCUCUGAGGUGAAGAGUUUGGGUAGAACAAGGUAGAGUAAGAGACUGGUUGGAGUGACGGAGAGUAAAAACAGAAGAUUUGGGGCUGCAGAGGGAAACUCAGGUUCUAGCAAACAAGAGCACGGAGUAAGGAAUUCCUUCAGAAGACUGGAUUUGGAUUCUGCUGCCUGCUCAUUGAGAGAUCAUUGUACCUCGCUCUCCUUCCGCACCCCCAUUCCCCCUGCACCUCACAGUUAUUGUUGAGCAUUUGAUUAGUGACAAAGCUAAUUACCGUUUGAAACUUUUCUGUCCAUGGCUGUUUAGUUUGCACAUCAUCUUAUGGAAGUAACAGUGGCACCUCAUUUAUUGCUUUGGGCUUUCAAAUUGCUUAUACUUUGUAGCCUAUCAUUCAAUUCUAGUGGAAUAUGAGACCCGUUAAGGUGUAGUAUUGAGUCCAGUUUGAGCUAUUGUUCUCUUUUUCCUGCAAAAUGGCACUGUCUAAGAGGGAGCUGGAUGAGCUGAAACCAUGGAUAGAGAAGACAGUGAAGAGGGUCCUGGGUUUCUCAGAGCCUACAGUGGUCACAGCAGCAUUGAACUGUGUGGGGAAGGGCAUGGACAAGAAGAAGGCAGCCGAUCAUCUGAAACCUUUUCUUGAUGAUUCUACUCUCCGAUUUGUGGACAAACUCUUUGAGGCUGUGGAGGAAGGCCGAAGCUCUAGGCAUUCCAAGUCUAGCAGUGACAGGAGCAGAAAACGAGAGCUAAAGGAGGUGUUUGGUGAUGACUCUGAGAUCUCUAAAGAAUCAUCAGGAGUAAAGAAGCGACGAAUACCCCGUUUUGAGGAGGUGGAAGAAGAGCCAGAGGUGAUCCCUGGGCCUCCAUCAGAGAGCCCUGGCAUGCUGACUAAGCUCCAGAUCAAACAGAUGAUGGAGGCAGCAACACGACAAAUUGAGGAGAGGAAAAAACAGUUGAGCUUCAUUAGCCCCCCUACACCUCAGCCAAAGACUCCUUCUUCUUCCCAACCAGAGCGACUUCCAAUUGGCAACACUAUUCAGCCCUCCCAGGCUGCCACUUUCAUGAAUGAUGCCAUUGAGAAGGCAAGGAAAGCAGCUGAACUACAAGCUCGAAUCCAAGCCCAGCUGGCACUGAAGCCAGGACUCAUCGGCAAUGCCAACAUGGUGGGCCUGGCUAAUCUCCAUGCCAUGGGCAUUGCUCCCCCGAAGGUGGAGUUAAAAGACCAAACGAAACCUACACCACUGAUCCUGGAUGAGCAAGGGCGCACUGUAGAUGCAACAGGCAAGGAGAUUGAGCUGACACACCGCAUGCCUACUCUGAAAGCCAAUAUUCGUGCUGUGAAGAGGGAACAAUUCAAGCAGCAACUAAAAGAAAAGCCAUCAGAAGACAUGGAAUCCAAUACCUUUUUUGACCCCCGAGUCUCCAUUGCCCCUUCCCAGCGCCAGAGACGCACUUUUAAAUUCCACGACAAGGGCAAAUUUGAGAAGAUUGCUCAGCGAUUACGGACAAAGGCUCAACUGGAGAAGCUACAGGCAGAGAUUUCACAAGCAGCUCGAAAAACAGGCAUCCAUACUUCGACUAGGCUUGCCCUCAUAGCUCCAAAGAAGGAGCUAAAGGAAGGAGAUAUUCCUGAAAUUGAGUGGUGGGACUCUUACAUAAUUCCCAAUGGCUUUGAUCUUACAGAGGAAAAUCCCAAGAGAGAAGAUUAUUUUGGAAUCACAAAUCUUGUUGAACAUCCAGCCCAGCUCAAUCCUCCAGUUGACAAUGACACACCAGUUACUCUGGGAGUAUAUCUUACCAAGAAGGAACAGAAAAAACUUCGGAGACAAACAAGGAGGGAAGCACAGAAGGAACUACAAGAAAAAGUCAGGCUGGGCCUGAUGCCUCCUCCAGAACCCAAAGUGAGAAUUUCUAAUCUGAUGCGAGUAUUAGGAACAGAAGCUGUUCAAGACCCCACGAAGGUAGAAGCCCAUGUCAGAGCUCAGAUGGCAAAAAGACAGAAAGCGCAUGAAGAGGCCAACGCUGCCCGAAAACUCACAGCAGAACAGAGAAAGGUCAAGAAAAUUAAAAAGCUUAAAGAAGACAUUUCACAGGGGGUACACAUAUCUGUAUAUAGAGUUCGAAAUUUGAGCAACCCAGCCAAGAAGUUCAAGAUUGAAGCCAAUGCUGGGCAACUGUACCUGACAGGGGUGGUGGUACUGCACAAGGAUGUCAACGUGGUAGUAGUGGAAGGGGGCCCCAAGGCCCAGAAGAAAUUUAAGCGUCUUAUGCUGCAUCGGAUAAAGUGGGAUGAACAGACAUCUAACACGAAGGGAGAUGAUGAUGAGGAAUCUGAUGAGGAAGCUGUGAAGAAAACCAACAAAUGUGUACUAGUCUGGGAGGUAGGUGAUCCUUUGUAAAACAUUGUAAAACUUUAGCCAACUCCUCAUUAUUUAUACUAUUUAAGUAGAGCAAUGGAAUGUAAGAUCUAAUCAGUGAAUAAUCCCUUAAAUAAUUUAUGUUUCUUUUUGGAAUCCAUUUUUAAAUGGUUGGCAAUAAAUUCUUCCUGAUCAUCUGUUUAGUUAAAUUGAUGAGUAUUUAGUAUAUGCUAUCUGGGGAAGUGUGUGGACAGUGCUGCUGGUAGCAGGAACACAAAUUCUCUACCAAAAAUUGUUUAUUUCACAGUCAUGAAUAUGAGACUUGGAAAGAGGGGAAUGAAUUGCUGUGGGAUUUACCUUUGGAUAUAGUGAAGGAAGUAUGAUACUUAAGAAUAUAGUUAGGAGGCUGGGCAGUGCUGCUUAUUAGCUGUGUAAUCUGGGCAAGACACUUAAUGUCAAAUUCUGUUGCCUUAGCUAUAAAAUGUGGAUACUGUUUGCUAUCUAUAUUGUCAAUUUUUUGAGAAUGAAAUUAGAUAAUUGUGUGAUAGUACUUCAUAAAAUGUGACUAAAUCACUCUUCAAGUGGAAUAUUUUUUAUGG